CAGAUUAACUCUUUAUCUAAAGAAGCGACAAUAAUAAUGAUGAUGGAAGCAAGCUCUCUUCAAGAAUGCAUAUCUCAAGGUGGCCAUAUCGUCAGUAUUCAACCAAAUUCUUACACAGUUCGUGUUAGGAUGCCAGAUGGUGCCGAAAAGGACAUCCCGAAUAUAAGUUUUCCGAUUGAAGCAAAAAAUGUACCUCAAGAAAAAGCUUUAGAAUUAUUUCAAGAAACAACUUCGGAUACUAGCGAAGAAGAAUUAUCCGAGGCUGUCGAAUGGAAAAAGAGCAAGUUUUUGAGAUGUAUGCAAAAUGGCGGAGUUAUCACUGAAUAUCAUAAGAAUAAGCGAGGAAAUUACACGUUACCCUCGAAUCAGAUUGAAGUUUAUUCCAACAUCUCUCAGGAAUACUUUGAUCAAUUCAAAACUGAUGAGGCAAAAGAAAAAUUUCCAGAGUUUCAACAUGAACGUCAUCGAAAUGAUUCAUUUGGAGAGGUUAUGAAAAAAGGUGGUCGUAUUGAUGAUUGUGUUAAAUUUCAAUCUAGUUCUGUUUUUGUCUUGAUGCCUGAGGGAAACAUCGAACAGUUUGGAAACAUUUCUCAAGAAUUAAUUGACAGAUACAAAGAUCGCAUCAAUUUGCAACCUGAACUUGCUCGAGAUAAAACUGCGGAUCAUACACAUCGAAAGGGGGAUAGAUUCUUGACUUGUAUGAAUCAACCUCAAACAACUAUCAUCGAUAUCCGCCCUCAUCCUUUUUAUUCUGUCCACAUCAGGACUCCUGAAAAUACGGUCAGGUGA
Dentiscutata erythropus is the source of this 789-nucleotide messenger RNA. The record is from the annotation of a GenBank genome assembly. Lineage: Eukaryota; Fungi; Glomeromycota; Glomeromycetes; Diversisporales; Gigasporaceae.